AUGAGAUCCCCAAGAUCCCCAACCCCCAAAAGUACUACUAUAAUCUGGAAUGAAGCAGAGCUAAGAUCAUUCAUCAAUCUCAUGGUUGAUAAUGUCCGAAACGGAUUGAAGACAAACUCAACAUUCACAAAGGUUGGUUGGGACAACAUUACAAAAGGGCUUGAAGCCGAAUUCAAAAGGCCCUUUGCGAAAGUACAACUACGUAACAAGAUGAAUAAGUUACGCAAGGAGUACAACAGCUUCAGGGCUUUGUUAGAAACAACUGGUUUUGGAUGGGAUGCGAAUGCUCGGACUGCCACAGCUGAUGAUUCAGUAUGGGAAUCUGCUAUCCAAGGAAACAAGGAUUGGGCAAAGUAUAGAAGAAAUGGUCUCCCCAUGUGGCCAGAGUUGUUAGAGAUCUUCUCCGACUCUAGUGCCCAUGGGGAUAGAGGUCUGUCACAGGAAACAGUUGUAACUCCAACGUCAACUAACCUUGAAAUUGAUGAUGAUUUACAUGACACUGAUAAUUAUGACAGUGAUGCUUGUACUGGGACACCCAAGGGGUCAGCUCCUCCGAAGCGGCGACUUGAUAGGACUCCUACGGAUCGUAGGAGGAAGAGCCACACACGGACACUGACGAACUCCGCUGAGGACUUUAGAACCUUCGUCCGAUGGAGGAUGGAAAAGGGAUCAACCUCUGCCACCUCAGCAGUUACCUGA
This is a messenger RNA of Macadamia integrifolia, 699 nucleotides long. RefSeq lists its product as uncharacterized. NCBI's taxonomy places the organism in Eukaryota, Viridiplantae, Streptophyta, Magnoliopsida, Proteales, Proteaceae. Bases 1 to 699 code for a protein of 232 amino acids. The record is from RefSeq and is a predicted model, not a curated record. The transcript has 2 exons.